Sclerotinia sclerotiorum 1980 UF-70 is the source of this 186-nucleotide messenger RNA. RefSeq lists its product with no specific name. The transcript has 2 exons. Lineage: Eukaryota; Fungi; Ascomycota; Leotiomycetes; Helotiales; Sclerotiniaceae. The record is from RefSeq and is a predicted model, not a curated record. Bases 1 to 186 code for a protein of 61 amino acids.
AUGAUAUGGCAGCUCAGACAUCACAUUACUGACAUUGCCCAGGUUAUCUCAUAUGCCAAAUACACAACGAAGUACAGUGUUGUGCUGCCGGGCAUCUGGCCACAAAUGGAUGGACUUGCGGACAGAUAUCGGGGCAGGAGAGCUUGUUACCAGGAUCGUAUUGCUUCCCUCGCAAGAGAUAAUUAG